This is a messenger RNA of Dunckerocampus dactyliophorus (ringed pipefish), 4771 nucleotides long. Its product is annotated as RNA-binding protein 4.1-like. Gene Ontology annotation, biological process: mRNA splicing, via spliceosome. Lineage: Eukaryota; Metazoa; Chordata; Actinopteri; Syngnathiformes; Syngnathidae. Bases 114 to 1175 code for a protein of 353 amino acids. Gene Ontology annotation, cellular component: nuclear speck. The transcript is spliced from 3 exons. The record is from RefSeq and is a predicted model, not a curated record. Gene Ontology annotation, molecular function: mRNA binding.
CAUCACUCUGACCAAUAGGGGGCAGUGAGAAGUCAAGAAGAACCGGAAGCAGUGCUAAAAGCAAUCGCAGGCUGCCGGUACAACGUUUGGUUCCUCUUGAUAAAAGAUCGAGGAUGGUGAAGAUUUUUGUCGGCAACUUGCCCCAGGAAGCAACCGAGGAUGAAAUCAAGGCCCUCUUCACCGAGUAUGGCACAGUCACGGAAUGUGCCAUCAUCAAAAACUUCGCCUUCGUCCACAUGGAUGACCGCAGGGCCGCGGUGAAAGCUAUCAAGAACCUGCACUUCCAUAAGCUCCACGGCUCAGCCAUCAAUGUGGAGGCCAGCCACGGGAAGAACUACGGGGCGGUUAAGCUGCAUGUGGCCAAUGUAGAGCGGGGCACUGACGACGACCUGCGUGCCCUAUUUGAAGAGUACGGGAGGGUCACGGAAUGUGCCGUAAUCAAAAAUUUUGCUUUUGUGCACAUGGCCAACUCUGACGAAGCCAUGGAUGCCAUUCAGGGGAUUGACAACACUGAGUUUCAUGGCAAACGCAUCCAUGUGCAGAUUUCCAAAACCAGGCCCAGAGGUGACCAGCAAGAGGACUAUCCUCCUCCCCCCCCAGAUGGUGGUGGCUUUUGGCCCCCCCCACACUACCCAGGAGACAGGCCUGAGCCUCCCCCACCAGGCUACAUGAGAGGUCGCCCCCACAUGCCCCCAGGUUACCCUGCCCCACCUCUGCCGCCACCGCCUCCCAGGCGAGCCGCCUACCCCGAGCGCCCCUAUGAGGACGAGCGGGGCAGUUACGGCGUGGUAGAUUACUACGAAAAGUACAGAGCCCGUCCGUAUGGCUACGAAGCUCAACGCCCGGGCGGUCCGCCUCCGCCGCCGCCACCACCACCGCCGCCUCCUCCCAGCGUUGCGCGAGAUCGUCUCAUGAACCCGCCGCUCGACCCGUAUGAGCGUCGGCCUCCGCCUCCUCCCCCUCCUCCGUCGGCGUAUUAUGCCCGAGACCGCAGCCCCCACCGAAGACCGCCUAAUGGGGCCAUUCCUCCCGCCGGUAAUGGCUACUCCUACGAGCGCUCCCGUAUCCCUCCUGUUUCCCGGGUCCCACCGUACGGAGUUCCUCGGCCCAGGGACCCCUACGCAGAGCGACUGCCGCCUCCGCCACCGCCGCCGCCUGCACGCUACGCUUAUUAAGCGAGGCAGCGCCGUUUGAAGUUGAGGUGAGAAUAGUAGAAAAUGUCAAUGUCCUCCGUUCCCGCACAAUCUGAAUCUCACGUGAAAGGCGUGCGCACCAGUCGUUGACUGAGUGGCUCUUGUCCGCGGCGAAGCGACACCCGCACGACACCCUUCGAGAGCACAGCAGCUCUAAUGGAGCGAUACGUGGUGUUGUGCCAACAGCUGCAGACGCUUCACUCAUGUCAUUUGCUCUUUUUUCAGGAUCGUCGCUCGCCUACGUUGCCACUCGCCAUCAUUGGAUGUUUGUGACGCUAUCCACUUCCUGUCUGCGGCGCAGCGCGUUAAUGUUCCCCUGCAAAUCUCUCAGGAGGAACUGAAAUGGCGACGUCCACGUCUUUUUGUUUUCUUGUUUCUUUUAAUAAUUUUGGUCCAGUUUUUACAGACCUCUACCUUUCUCCCUUUUUGAUUGUCAUUGUGAUGUAGGACUUUUAAAGCGUUAACUCUUUUCACUACGUUAUAAUUUGUGACGUUAGAUAGCAGCCGGUCUUAGCCAAACUGUCACUGUAUAUAUCUAAACAUGUUGAUGUUUAAAAUAGUGCUGCACGUUUUAUUCCAGCUUGUCGAGCGCUCUCAUCGAACGAGCUGUGAAGAUUUAACACUUAAACGUUUGACCGACUGAGGACACAUAGCGCUCGCUUGUCUGUCCACCUUGUCUUCAAAUGCUAUUUGUGUAGUCUUGUGUAGUCCAAAUAAACCCAACAGGGGGAAAAAACACCAGCAAGUGUGGCCCCUUUUUAAAAAAACAAAAAAACAAGAGUUUUCUUUCUCCGAGCCGCGUUAAAAGUGACGCACAAAACUUACUGAGAAUUAAAAUCCCCCUUCAGGCUUUGUCAAAAAUGUCUGAGGCUCGCCCCACUUAGUUAACAUGUACGUAGCUGCUAACAUUCAUGCAGAGGCUUAGUCCUGCAGUCGGGGCAGGGGGUGGCAUCCAGAGGCUGAAGACCCUCAGAAGCAACAGGUAAGUCAAAGGUGUCCACAGCUGCUGUCAGGUAAAACUAUUUGUUGUUUUGACUAGGUACCUUCAGUGAUUGGAGAAACAUGACAAAUUAUGUAGACAUUUAUCUUCCUCUUGACCAAAACUAAUGUUCAAGUGAAAUGAAAUGAAAUGGCUCCCUUUAAAAAAAAAUAAAAAAUACUUGGGAUUGGGUGCUGAUUGUCUGAAGAAAUGUUGCAUUAACAACCUUGUAUUCUUACCAGCAUGAAUAAAGAUUAAAAAAAAAAAAGACUCAAAGUUUUAUUACAUGUAGAAUUGUCAGUUUUUCAUGUUUUUCCCCACUCCAUACCAAAACAUUUUAUUUCAGCCUUGUGCUAAUGAAAUUAAUGUACUACCAAAUAAAAAAAAAAACCAACAAAAAUAUUAUUGGCGUAGUGUUUCAGUCUGGCUAAAUACCGGCAGAGGGAGCUGUCGCACUUGAAAUGUAGCAAAGGUUAAAGUUCUUUACACUAAGCACCACUUCAAUGUUUGUAGCGUUUUUGCUUCCUGAGCUUUCUCAGUUAUGUGGUUGGUAUGUAUAGCGAAUUGAUUUGCUUAUGGCGUACUAGGUGAUUUCAGCAAGGAACGUAUUUCAAUUUCAUGUCAGUAACUGGUUAAUCUAUUAGUACAUAUUUCACAUGUAUGUUGACGUGUAUAUUUAAAAAAGGUCCAGUGCCAUAUUUUACAAAUCAGUGGGCUUUAGUCUUCAACGUGCUUUGUUUGUUGCCGAUUUUUGUGGUCUGCAUGGACCACGGUCUCUGGCACAGACCAGCUGGUCAUUACCACUAGGGGCGCUAAAGACACUGGUCCUUGUGGUUUAUGAAGCUGUUUUAAAAUUUUCUCCCUUUUCUGGACCUUUUUGGCAGCACUGUCAGCUGGGUAAUGUCAGAGAUCCUAAUCUUUUUUUCUCUAAAAUACACUAUUGUCAUUGAUUAUGCAGGUCCGUGGGGUAUGGACCAGCUGGUCUCUGGCACAGACCAGUGGUCGCUACCACUAGGGGCCCUAUGGUCCCUGUGUUCUGUAAAGCAUGACGCUAUUGAAAUAACGAGGAGGUGGUUGCUCAACAAGGUCUUUAUUUUAAAGAAAUGGCUAAUGUCGGCCGUAACUACGCCAGAAAGCACAACAGUGGCUUUCCUCAAAAGACGCCAACACCCCACCUCUGGUGCGAAACUCGUCAAAACAGACGACACAAAAAAAAUCACAGUUAUAACCGGGUCACCACAAUAUUUUCUCUCUUGGCAGCACUGUUAGCACUGGAUUUAAAGAGUUUAUAUAGUCCUUUUUUUUCCAAAAUACACCAUAUAAUUGCCACACUGGUACCAAAGCUGGUUCAAUGACCAUGGUGUUACUAUCCUUGAUUGGCCAGCAAACUUGCCUGACCGGAAACUCAGGGAGAAUCUACGGGUUCGUCAAAAGGAAGAUGAGCAAUACCAGAUAAAGCAGAUCGCUAUCAAAGCCAUCUGGGCUUCCAUGACACCUGAUCAUUGCCACAUCAAAUAAAAGGGGAUAUUUUAAACAUUUCUGUUUAUAUAAUUUUUUAGUUGAUCAUAUGCAAUAUUGUAAUAUUCUGAAUCUUAGGUUUUCAUUAUCUGUAAGCUAUUAUUAAAUUUGCAAAAAAUAAAAGCUUGAAGUCAGUGGUGUGCAGUCACAGCCAGCGAAGACUUCUCUACUGGCCUAACCAUGACCAGAAGCACUGACCAACAUUUAUUGCAUUUGUUUCAAGAAAUCAUAUAAAUUUAUUCCAGUCUAUUAUCUUUAUUUAGUAGUGUGUUUCUUGUCUGCACUGCUUCCAGUAGCGUAUGUGUAUGAUGGAUGUUUUUGUCCAAUUAGAUUUCAGCUUCUAUAUGUGUUGCCAUAUCAAUGGAAUCUCACCGGGGCCUUCAGAGUCAGGAGGGCUGGUCCAUGUCACAUACAUACUAUUAGCAGUGGGGCUGGGUAUUUAAAAACAAUUUUUUUUUAGCCAAUCAGACUUCAGAUUUGCUUCUCGAGGGGGCCACACAGUGACAUCUGCACUUUUCUGUCCUCUGAUUGGUUGAUCAGAGCAAAACUGUUUAACAAGACAAAUUACCCACACAAUGGUUGACUCAAUAGAAGGAAAUUGACAUCAAUGGGGGAUUGAAUCUGUGGUGAGUAGAUGUAUUUUACUUAACAGGCUUUAUAUUUUGGUCAUGUUACUAGAUACAUACUGAUUGUGAACUGCUUCAGAUGAUGUUUUAGUGUAGAUGUUUGGAGUUGUCUGAACCUUUAUUCAGCUAGCCGUCUGAUGAAAAAAAAUUCUGGCUAGCCCACUGAAGACCCGUGUACCAAAUGCACUGCCUGCCACUGCUUGAAAUAUUUCACUCUGUAUAACAAAUCUGUAAUAUACGUUCCAGUUUCUGAAAUUUCUGAAUAUAAUUUUUUCAUGAUAUUCACAUUUUUUCAGAUCUACCUGCAGUUCAAGAUGUGUUCGCUCUUGUUUGAUGAUGUCACUGAUACGAUGUUCGAUUACAUCCCGACGUCAGACAGCGUAUUAUUUUAUUUUAGAUUUUUGCUUGUUGAGUUGCUUGUUUUUUGGCCAACAUGGACAAAAAUACGUCAUAAU